AGAAGGAAAUGUAGGCGCGCGCGCGGAGAGUGAACCGGUUGAACCCUCGCGCGCACACACCAGAACGGGAACUAAUAAUAAGUCGAAUAAUAAUAAUAAUAAUAAUAAUAAUAAUAAUAACAACAAUAACAGAACCAUGAAGGUGUCGAGUAUAGACAGCCGCCAUUUCAGGAAAAUCCUGCGCAAGGAGAGCGGCAAGUGUUUGAUCCUGGACUGCAGACCGUACCUGUCGUUCUCCAGCUCGAGCGUGCGCGGCUCGGUGAACGUCAACCUGAACUCGGUGGUGGUGCGCAGGUCGCGCGGGGCCCCGGUGCCGCUGCGCUUCGUCGUGCCGGACGAGCAGGCGCUCUACCGGCUGCGCGAGGGCGGCGUGUCCGUGGUGGUGGCGCUGGACGAGGGCACGCCGCACCUCCACAAGCUGAAGAAGGACAGCGUGGCGCGUCUCGCCAUCCACAGCCUCGCGCACCUCGCCAGCUGCGCCAACAUCUGCUUCCUGAAGGGAGGCUACGAGAGCUUCCACGCCCACUACCCCGAGCUGUGCACCGAGGCCAAGCCUCCUCAGGAGCGCAGCGUGCCGGACACGGCGGAGGUCCAGCCUGGGACAGAUUACACUCAGGAUGGUCCAGUGGAGCUGUUGCCAUUCCUGUACCUGGGCAGCGCUCACCACGCACGGCGUCACGACUGCCUGAGCGAGCUGCGCAUCACGGCGCUGUUGAACGUAUCACGGCGGGACUGGCAGUGCGCCGGGGGGCCGCAGCGCUACAAGCGCAUCGCUGUGGAGGACAGUCACACGGCUGAUAUCGGCUCACACUUCCAGGAAGCCAUUGACUUCAUUGACGAGGUGAAGCGAGAAGGCGGGAAGGUGCUGGUGCACUGCGAGGCGGGCAUUUCACGCUCGCCCACCAUCUGCAUGGCGUACCUGAUGAAGACGCAGAGGCUGCGCCUGGAGGAAGCCUUCGACGCCGUGAGGCAGAGGCGUGCCGUCGUCUCGCCCAACUUCAGCUUCAUGGGCCAGCUGCUGCAGUUCGAGAACGAGGUCCUGGCAUCUGCCACCGACAGCAAUAUCAUGGAAAACGGCGAUGACCAACACAAGAGUGACGAGUUCACGAUGGACAAGAGCUUCGAGUCGUCCGUUUUCUCCUUCCCUACCUCCUUCCUGUCACCCAUCAAACUCAAUCCCAUCACCCCCCUGACUACUUGAACUAGAACGGAAUAAUUGCGGCGACUCGAGACCGUUCGUUUCGCCGACAAGACCGUUCAAACCUGGCAGCAAAAAAAUAAAUAAAGACACGAUGUAGCUUUAUGAACGUUUCAGCUUGCUAACUAGCCAACACCGUGACUAGUUAACAUGCGCAACGAUUUGCUACCUUGCUAAUUACUUAGAAGUCACGCGGUUAGCUAGGUAAACAACGUAAACAUCCUUUUUUGUUGUUGCUGUUGUUGUUGUUGUUUGGAAAAGGAGAUAAGGAUCAGAUUGCUGGGUAAAAUUUCCUCCUGAAGUCUAAUGCACUGAUGUUCACUUGAUCUCCCGGCCCCUAAAGGGCUCCGCUAAUGAACUUUACCUAAUCUGAUAAAGCACUGGAAAGGCUGGUGUGACGUCGAACGGAAGUCGAGCAGUACUCUCGCCUUGUGAAAGACUGCAUGGAAGCGAGUGUUGUUUUGGUGUUUGCCUUAGAACGCACUGCAAUACAAGCCUUAGCUCAACGAUCAUUCAUGCCUACUUGUGACAGAAUCUAAGGCUUUUCAUAUUAAUUUAUUGAUUUUAUUUUUUUUUUAAUUGUUUUUUAAAGUGUGAAUCUGUUAAUAAAUGUUUUGUAUAUAAAAGUUGCGGAUUUGUU
Messenger RNA from Hemibagrus wyckioides, 1838 nucleotides. RefSeq names its product dual specificity phosphatase 5 (gene dusp5). Gene Ontology annotation, biological process: protein dephosphorylation; endoderm formation; negative regulation of MAPK cascade. The coding region runs from base 137 to 1201 and encodes 354 amino acids. The transcript has 4 exons. Lineage: Eukaryota; Metazoa; Chordata; Actinopteri; Siluriformes; Bagridae. The record is from RefSeq and is a predicted model, not a curated record. Gene Ontology annotation, molecular function: protein tyrosine/threonine phosphatase activity; MAP kinase tyrosine/serine/threonine phosphatase activity. Gene Ontology annotation, cellular component: cytoplasm; nucleus.